Messenger RNA from Fusarium redolens, 244 nucleotides. RefSeq lists its product as uncharacterized. The transcript has a single exon. NCBI's taxonomy places the organism in Eukaryota, Fungi, Ascomycota, Sordariomycetes, Hypocreales, Nectriaceae. Bases 52 to 231 code for a protein of 59 amino acids. The record is from RefSeq and is a predicted model, not a curated record.
CCGGUACAGAAUCACGAUGUCAAAACAACCCAGGUCUUGAACUACCCGCUGAUGUGUCCAUUGCUACAUUUUCGACCGACGCUCUACGGGAUGCACAGUCUUUACACGGUACGUACGAUAUCAAGACGCAGGAUGGGGAGUGUCAGUACAAGAAUGAUGGGAAGGGAAAUGCCGGUGCGGUUUGGUGUGGUGACCAGGGGCAUGUUUGUAAAGAACAUCCCGGGAGACUAGAUGCUGAGUAUUG